AUGCAACUUUACGACGCUGGCAAGCAGUGCUCUCAUACGCUCUAGGUAUGGGUACGGUACCGUACGUACUGUACAUGUAUGUUUCUGUAACAAUGGCGUAUUCCACGGGCCCACACCACCCCGGACGCCGCCAACCCAAAAUUUUGUGGUUCUAAGUCAACUUCCACCUCGUCGUCGCCGGACCCAACACGAUGCGAUUCCUGUUCAGGUAGAGCGAUUGCGACGCCCAUGACGAGACCUACAGCAAGGGGGCCAAAACGAUAAUUUCCUCAGCACAGCGGAUCCGCCAUGGACGCAGCCGCACUCCUCAAAUCCCAAGGCUGGCGCGGCAAGGGCUUCUCGCUGCACCCCAACGACAACUCGAUCGGCCUCGCCAAGCCUCUCCUAAUCUCCCGCAAUACGGACGGCCGUGGCAUCGGCCAGAAGACACAUUACACCAGCGACCAAUGGUGGCUCCACGCCUUCGACCAGAAGCUCAAGGGCCUCGACACCUCCAAGAAAGGCCAAGUGGUACAGUCGGUAACGCAGGGCAAGCUAGACGUCAUUGCGAGCGCGCAGCCGAACGGGAAAUACACGGGCGCGAGCGGGCUCUAUACCUCAUUCGUGCGCGGCGGCUUGCUCGAGGGCACGAUCGGGUACAAGUCCGGGGCGGGCGAAUCUACGGACGCGACCCCCGCGACCUCGGACGAUGGUGAAGGGUCGUCCUUGAGGAAGGAGAGGCGGGAAGAGAUCAAAGCAGAGAGGCAGGCUAGAAGAGCGGCACGGAGAUUACGCAAGGAGGAAAAGGCCACGAGGAAAGCUGUCGAAAAGGCCGCCAAAAGGGAGUUGAAGAAGGCGAGGAGAGCCACCGAGACAAAAGAGGAGCGGCGUGCCAGAAGAGCCGAGAGGAGGGCGCGGAAGGAGGCGAAGAGGAGGAAACGAGGUGAAGCUGGGGGGCCAAAGCCCGACCAGGGCUGAAGAACUCGAAAUCAGCGUUCUGGGUUAUCAUUCUCCCUUCUGCGCGAGCCGAAGGAUAGGUCCGUGUUGUCUUGGGCCCACGACCUG
This is a messenger RNA of Chaetomium strumarium, 1044 nucleotides long. RefSeq lists its product as uncharacterized. Lineage: Eukaryota; Fungi; Ascomycota; Sordariomycetes; Sordariales; Chaetomiaceae. The transcript has a single exon. The coding region runs from base 289 to 957 and encodes 222 amino acids. Gene Ontology annotation, cellular component: nucleolus. Gene Ontology annotation, molecular function: nucleic acid binding. The record is from RefSeq and is a predicted model, not a curated record.